AUGCGGUCGUCCAUUUUACUGGCAGCAUGUGCGCUUGCUGUUAUCAGCACUACCAAGGCUCAAGAUAUCUCAGAGGCUCUGCUAGAUGUACCAUGGAAGACCAACAAUGUCAGAGUCAACGAUCUGGUCGUUGCUCUGACUCCCGAGGAAAAGAUCUUACUGGUUCAUCAUACCUUGUGGUCAGGAAGUCAGAAUUUUGCUGGCUAUAUCAAGCCGGUUCAGAGACUUGGGAUACCGGCUCUUCAGAUGACUGAUGGUGAAGCGGGAGUCAAUGGGGUCUUGAAUGCAACAGCAAUCCCAAGCCAGUUGAAUAUUGCAGCGACAUUCUCCCGAGAACUUGCAUACAAAGCCGGUUCGGUUGCAGGGAGCGAGGCGCGGCUGUUGAAUGCCACUCCUCGCGUGAACGUCCUCCGCGACCCGUUCGAAGGAUCCUUCUGGCAAGGCUAUUCCGAGGACCCGUACCUGAACGGACAACUGGGCGCACAAGCCGUGCAAGGAAUCCAAGACCAAGGCACAAUGGCCAACUCCAAGCAAACAGGCCCGAGCAGCACGGGCGCCAGCGCCGGCGACUUAAACUCCGAAGUCGAUCUGCAGGUCCUGCAUGAAGUCUACUGGGCGCCGCACCAGCCACUCAUCGACGCGGGCGUGGCAACCAUGAUGUGCUCGUACGCCCAAAUCAAUGGCAUUCCAGCUUGUCAGCAUGACGAGCUUCUUAAUCUCACUAUCCGCGGGGAUUACAAUUUCACAGGGGCCAUGAUGAGCGAUUGGACGGCGACGCACUCCACGGCGCCGUCGAUUAUUGCAGGCUUGGACUGGGAGAUGGGGUCGGAUACCUACUACUCCCAGCCUUUGUAUGAUCAGAUCUAUGUUCAGAAGAACAUCUCCGAGUCGUAUCUGAACAGGGCUGUUCACCGCAUUUUGUCGAUGUAUGACCGUUUUGGGAUCCUGGAUGGUAAUGGCGCUCAGGGAAACUCGACUGCAUUGCUUCUCGCUUCGAAGGAUCUGCCGCAAGACACGCUCAAGGCUGGACAGGAUGCUUCGUAUGACAUCGCCGUUCGAUCGGGUGUGCUUUUGAAGAACGAGGGCACCCUUCCUCUCGACGGACAUCAAAGUGUUGUUGUGCUCGGCGCAACAGGUCUGCAAUUGACCAACGGAGCCGGGUUCGCAGAACGGGCCUUUGGAUUCCAGAAUCGCAAGGUUGCGCCCGUUGACGCCCUGAAGAAAGCAUCCAAGGACCUGAAAGUCUCUUCGGCAAUCGGCGUUGAUAUGCACGGCACACUUGUGCCUGCAUCCGCCCUGAGAACUGUCAACGGCAAGCAUGGGCUCCUUCGAAAUGACUCAAUGGAAAGGACCAGCGUUGAUUCCACCCUCAGCUUCCAAGGGAAAAGCGCUCUUCCCGCAAAUACCAGCUAUACCUGGACAGGCGAGUUGCUUGCUCCCACUGCUGGAUACUACCGGCUUGCUCUUCAGCGUCAUUUCCCCGGCCCCGGAGGACCCGUCAACAGCACCGACUACAGCGUCUUCUCCCAUGACACGUUCACCAUCGACUCAAACACAGUCGAUGGCUACCGCAUCCUCGGCGACGGAGGAACCCGCCCCUGGAGCUCGCCGCUCCCGACAACCGAUUUCUGGGACGAAGCAGGAACAGACGUCUACCUCACAGCCGGCGCACACAAUCUCAGCGUCGCAGCGACAUCGCUGUUCGGCGAACCUCUCGAAAUCAGACUGCACUGGGUAACACCAGCACAGCGGGAGGCAAACAUCAAAGAAGCAGUCCGACAUGCCUCGGCAGUAGACGUGCCUAUUGUGUUCGCGCACGCGGCCAGCCCAGCCGAAGUAGGCAUGCAGCUCAUCGAAGGCUUCGACGACCUCAUCCACCGCGUCGCAGAAGUCAAUCCCAGAACAGUCGUCGUCCUGCACAAUGCAGAGCCGGUCCUGAUGCCGUGGCUGGACAAGGUCUCCGCCGUGCUGUGGAUGGGCCAUCCGGGCCAGGAAGGGGGAGCGGCGAUCGCGGACCUGCUCGUCGGCCAGCACACGCCCCAGGGAAAGCUGCCGGUCACGUAUCCCGCGUCGGUGAAUAGCAGCAUGACGCGCAACCCGGACUAUCCGAAUAGAGUGGACGGGCUGAAUGGCACGGCGGUGUUCUCCGAAGGCAUCAAUACCUCCUAUCGGUGGUAUCUGAGCACGAAGACGGCGGUUCUGUUCCCCUUCGGCUUUGGGCUUUCUUAUACGUCUUUCGACUAUAGUGAUCUGGAGAUUGUCGAGACUGCUUCUUCUGUCUUUGAUGUUUCGUUUACUUUGAGGAAUACGGGAUCCGUGGCUGGCGGGGAUGUGCCGCAAUUGUAUAUCGGGCCUCCUUCUGGUGCGGCGCGGAAGUAUCCCGGAAUCCAGUUCGCGGUGUCGGCUCUUGCUGGGUUUGAUUCGGUGGAAUUGUCGCGUGGGGCUGCGAGGAGGGUCACUUUCCAGAUCUCGAAACGCCAGUUGAGUUUCUGGAAUCAGGUGGACCGGUCGUGGGUUCUGGCUGAGGGUACGAGGGAGGUGUGGAUUGGGACGGAUGCGCAAACUGCUGUUUUGAAAGGGACUAUUGAGAUCUAG
Messenger RNA from Penicillium nucicola, 2595 nucleotides. Its product is annotated as beta-glucosidase. Bases 1 to 2595 code for a protein of 864 amino acids. The transcript is spliced from 3 exons. Gene Ontology annotation, molecular function: beta-glucosidase activity. The record is from RefSeq and is a predicted model, not a curated record. NCBI's taxonomy places the organism in Eukaryota, Fungi, Ascomycota, Eurotiomycetes, Eurotiales, Aspergillaceae. Gene Ontology annotation, biological process: glucan catabolic process.